Messenger RNA from Spathaspora passalidarum NRRL Y-27907, 1854 nucleotides. RefSeq lists its product as uncharacterized. Gene Ontology annotation, biological process: ubiquitin-dependent endocytosis. Lineage: Eukaryota; Fungi; Ascomycota; Pichiomycetes; Serinales; Debaryomycetaceae. Gene Ontology annotation, cellular component: cytosol; cytoplasm; plasma membrane. The coding region runs from base 1 to 1854 and encodes 617 amino acids. The transcript has a single exon. Gene Ontology annotation, molecular function: protein-macromolecule adaptor activity; ubiquitin protein ligase binding. The record is from RefSeq and is a predicted model, not a curated record.
AUGUCACUCCUUUCACUAGUGUUGAACUUGCAUGGUGAAAGCUCGCGAAAUCAAUCACCACCACUGCCAAAAUCAAUACGGUCUAGGCAACUAUCACCGAUACCAUCCACCGAAACGAAACCUCCUAAGCCUUCCAACUAUAACAUCAGCAUCAACUUGGAAUCACCACCGAUAGUCCUCUAUGGUAAUCCAACAGUAUCAACUGGCUCAAUAAUAUCAGGAAUACUCACCGUCAACACUUCCAAACCGGUAAAACUUGAAUCUGUCACUCUUUCAUUAGUACAGACCAUGCAAUAUGCCAAACCAUUCACUGUUCCCGGUAUCAUAUGCAAACAAUGCAAUUCCUUGAAUAUUUCUACUCAUGAAUUAGCCAGAUGGGAUGUCCUCACAUCCAGAACUACCUUCUCCAAGGGGAACCAUCAAUACCCCUUCUCGCAUUUACUCCCAGGAUCACUACCUCCAACAUCCAAAUUAGGAUCGCCGACAGGAUUAACCACAUACAUCAAGUAUGAGCUUAUCGCAAUAGCUAAGUCCAAAAACAACUCUAUCGAACUAUCAAUGCCCAUCCCCAUAUCUCGACUGAUCUUGAAAGGUCCGGAACGAAACUCACUACGCAUAUUCCCACCAACUGACGUCCAGGCAUCAGUCACCCUUCCCAAUGUUAUCCAUCCUAAGUCUACAUUCCCGAUCGAGAUCAAGUUGGAUAACUUAGUCUCUAAGAAACGCCGAUGGAGAAUGAGGAAGUUGACAUGGAGAAUUGACGAACACACCAAAGUCAAAGCACGAACUUGUGAUGUUCAUGCGGCAAAGUUACCGGAUGUUGUUCACUUGUAUGGAAAGAUCAAUGGUGAGAAAUCAACGAGGCAACCGGGUGUGCACACCAGCAUGUCAUUACUGACAUGUCCUACUCGCCAACCCCGCAGUCAUCAUCACCAUCACCAGCAUAGUCACAGUCACAGUCAUAGCCACACCGAUAAUGACAAUAGUACACCAGUUGAACCACCAGAACCAGAAGUUGAAGAAACACCUAUCCCAGUAACCAACGCUCAUCAAAGUUUCGUGGAAGAUUUCGUCAAUAAUAGUUCCACUGCACCUACCACUGCUGAAUUAAGCCCAGAACAAUCACCUGCUGUCGUUGAACUCGACCAACAAAAACACUUAUACAUAGAAGAAACCCGUACGGUAGCUAGUGGUAACAUCAAACUGGGCUGGAAAUCAGAUUUUACCGGCCGCGGUCAGAUUGAGCUUGGUGCAUUCAUAAACAUAUCCCUGAUAACUAGUGGUAUACCAAGCACAGUUACAUCUAUAUCCAGUAAUGACAACAAUGACGAUCCCCAUGAGUCAUUAAUGAAUGCAAACAUAUCCUGUGACAUUGAUGACCCUACACUAGGCGUUCAUGUCAAUCAUACAUUCGUUGUCGAAGUCGUGGUUGCGGAAGAAGUAGUCACUGUUCCGAAAGAAAUCCCCCUCUCAACAGCAAGAACAAGAGGAGCUACAAUAUCAAGAAUUCCAUUGACUCCAAGCAUAAGUGCACCUGCUACUGCCAGCAGUUCAUCAAGACUGCGUUCUGCAUCAGCUGCUGCCACCACACCUACACCAGCUGCACCUACAGCCAGCGCAUCGAUACCCACCGGUGCCGCCCGUGUUCUCCGCAUGCAAUUCAAACUCCCAAUAACUGAACGAUCAGGGUUGGGUAUCGCCUGGGAUGAUGAAGUGCCACCAACUUAUGAAGAUAUAAGGACAUUCAGUCCUCCGAAUUAUGACAACUCAAGCACGCCCACAUUGUACACGAGUGUUACAAGACAUGUUAGCAUUGAUGGGAUAGCUGGGGAUUUACCAGAAUUUACAUUAUAG